Molecule: messenger RNA, 1572 nt
Organism: Mucor velutinosus
Lineage: Eukaryota; Fungi; Mucoromycota; Mucoromycetes; Mucorales; Mucoraceae
Exons: 1
Coding region: 1-1572 (523 amino acids)
Biological process (GO): lipid metabolic process
Cellular component (GO): membrane
Molecular function (GO): oxidoreductase activity, acting on paired donors, with oxidation of a pair of donors resulting in the reduction of molecular oxygen to two molecules of water; heme binding
Source: RefSeq, a predicted model, not a curated record
AUGCCCCCAAACACAGUGGCUGAUAGACUACUCUCAUCCACCUCCACGCGUUCAUCCAACAUUGUCACAGAAGAACAGUUUCAAGAGCUGAUCAAGCAAGGAGACUCUGUAUUCAUCUAUGAGCAAAAGGUAUAUCGAGUCAACAACUUUUUGGCCAAACAUCCAGGUGGUGAGGCAGCGCUGCAAAGUGCAUUGGGCAGAGAUGUCACUGAUGAAGUCCGUACCAUGCAUCCUCCACAGGUGUAUGAAAAGAUGAUCAACCUCUAUUGCAUUGGCGACUAUAUGCCAGAUGUGAUAAGACCCGCAUCGAUGAAACAACAACACACAUUUACAAAGCCAACAGAGGACAAGCCAGUGCUGACAGCGACAUGGGAAGGCGGCUUCACCGUACAAGCUUACGAUGAUGCCAUUCAAGAUCUGCAUAAACACCACGCACACGACUUGAGGAAGGAUGCAGUGCUCCAAAAAGAUUUAAACGGUGAUCAAAUCAGAAUGGCAUACAGAAAAUUAGAGGCUGAACUAUACAAGAAGGGGCUGUUCAAAUGUAAUUACUGGAAAUACGCAAGAGAGGGAUGUCGAUACACACUGCUUAUAUUUCUGUCGCUGUGGUUUACACUGCAUGGCACCGAGACAUGGCACUAUAUGGCAGGCGCUGCGUUCAUGGCCAUGUUUUGGCAUCAACUUGUAUUUACAGCUCAUGAUGCGGGCCACAAUGAAAUUACUGGCAAGUCUGAAAUCGACCAUGUUAUUGGUGUCAUUAUCGCAAACUUCAUCGGUGGGCUCAGUUUGGGCUGGUGGAAGGACAAUCACAACGUACACCAUAUCGUGACAAAUCAUCCAGAGCACGAUCCCGAUAUCCAGCAUCUCCCCUUCAUGGCCAUCACCACCAAAUUCUUCAACAACAUCUAUUCCACCUACUACAAGCGUGUACUGCCGUUUGAUGCUGCUUCUCGCUUCUUCAUCAGACACCAGCACUACUUGUAUUACCUCAUCCUGUCCUUUGGUAGAUUCAAUUUGCAUCGAUUAUCAUUUGCGUACCUGUUGACUUGCAAGAACGUCCGUACCAGAACUCUGGAGCUAGUUGGUAUUAGCUUCUUCUUUGUCUGGUUUGGUGCACUGCUAUCUACGCUGCCUACUUGGAACAUCCGUAUCGCUUAUAUUAUGGUGUCGUAUAUGCUGACAUUCCCUCUUCAUGUGCAGAUUACAUUGUCCCAUUUCGGCAUGUCAACCGAGGACAGAGGCCCAGACGAGCCAUUCCCCGCCAAAAUGUUGCGUACCACAAUGGAUGUCGAUUGUCCAGAGUGGCUUGACUGGUUCCAUGGUGGUUUGCAAUAUCAAGCAGUGCAUCAUUUAUUCCCUCGACUUCCUCGCCAUAAUUUGCGUCAAUGCGUCCCUUUGGUCAAAAAGUUUUGCGAUGAAGUGGGUCUCCAUUAUUACAUGUAUAAUUUCUCUACUGGAAACGGCGUUGUUUUGGGUACAUUGAAGUCUGUGGCUGAUCAAGUUGGCUUUAUGAAUGAAGUGGCCAAAAGUAAUGCCGAGACUUGGGCUAAUGACAAAGAGCAUGCUCAUUAG